CAUGUCUGUAGGGAGGAGUGUGAGCAUGACAGGGGGUCAGACAGCCCCGAGAUGCUGAGUAUGGCUGUUAGCAAUCCACAGGGUUUCAGCAGCACAUGCCGCCACCCCCAGCAGGCAUCCUGUGACUUACCUUUGGGACAUCCCUGUCCCUGGAGUCACCUGGCACAAAAGGUCAGACUCGGGAUCCUCAGGAAGAGGGGAAUAGGAGCUCCCCUCCAGCUCCCCAACCAGAACUACCCUGGCAAGUGGAAACAGCUUUUACCGCGCUUUACAGUGCGUGGCUGUUGCAUGUGGUUUUGGAAUUUUCCAACGCCCCCUACGAUUGGCUGCCCCGCCCCUCACACCCUGCCCCAGGCCCGGAUUGGCCACGUGGGGCGUCAGUCAUCCUACCACUGCACCCCUGAAAGGGGGGGGUCACUUGGCCACCUGUGUGGUGCAGAGCAUAAACCCCCCCUGCCCAGAAGCACUGGGGGAGAGCUAGGUGCAGAGCUGUGGGCUGAGACACCGCUGAGAGGGCCUCACCCCCACCUCUGCUGCCAGCUGUGCCCAGUCCCUGGACCACCCUGCUGAGGACAGAGAGCCAAGGUUGGCCAAGCCGCCUAGCUGAGGCUCAGUCAUGAGAAGUAAGUGAAUGGGGCCACCUGGGUGUGGGGGAAACCUGGGUCCUGUCAUCAUCCCUGGGUCCUCUGGACAGAAGGGGUGUCGGAACAGUGUGAAAGAAGCCAAGGGCUCCUCCCUGUCAGGGUGUGUCCCAGUCAAGGUCAAAAUCUGUUGGGAGAGGGGCGGAGUAGCCUGGGAGUCUCCAGGAACUUCCUUACAGCAGUGGUAGUAAAAGAAUUGUUGUGGGUGAGUUCUAGAAAGACUCUGGGAGUGCCUGAGGUGUCCAGCCCCUCCAGGGAGUGUUGUACCCAAGAGCACACAUCUGGGAGCACAUGGAGGGUGGCAAUUACCAGGGCCUUGGACUUACUCUCCCCAGCAACUAGUGAAAUGUUUCCAUCCGGGGCCUCCAGAGGAGUUGCUGUGCCCUGAAGCAGGACAGUUACAGUAAACUGAGGUCAGCAGGCAAUGGGGGUCAGAACCCCAGUGUCUACACCUUGGAAUCACUUUCUGUCUACCCAGGAACAUAAGGACUAAGUGCCAUCCAGCCAGGGUCCACUGCACUGUGUGUGUGCAUGUGCAUGCAUGUGUAUGUGCACGCGUGUGUGUAUGUGUGUUUGUGUGUGUGUGUUCCUCCAGGUUCAGUUGCCUAUUUGAUGAGGAGGGUCAGGGGAUGGGAACAGAAAGCCCUCACCCUCACUCCCUUCCCAGUUUGGAACGUGGGCCAACAACUAGUGUGCAGAUGUCUGGGGUCUGUCUUCUAGCCAAACAAGGUAAGCAAAUCAGACAGUCCUUCUAUGUAAAGGAAGUUAUGGAACCUCUCAGAGCACAAAAUGAAGGAGGAAAAGGGAAGCCAGUGUCCCUGAGGCUUGAGGUAGUCCCAGCUUCAACCUGGGGUCUUCCCACAAGCCACAGAGGGGAGGCCAUGUCAGGUCCUGGAAAGACCCAUGGACUGAGAGUCUACCAGCAGGUUCUGAUGCCAUUUCUGUCAUUGCUUUGCCAUGUCACCUUUUGGCAAGUCACUGGGACUAUGGUCUCUUGUCUGCUUACCAAAAGAAUUAAGCUUAAAAACAGCAAAACCAACUAUGAAGAGUGUCCCCAUUCUAAGAGCCCAGUACCAAGGAGAGGGCCUUGGCCCCUGAGUUAGGCUACCCAAGGGUAGUGAAAGAGACUCCGCCCUCUCAGAGGGUAGAAGGAAAAGAGGACAAGGCAAGAAAGGAGCUCCACCUCUGUGAUUGAGAGGAGACUGCAGUGCAGGUGUAUGAGCUGGGGUGGGUAAAGAAGGGUGAGGAGACAAACCAAAAGCUUCCAAACAACAUAAGUAGGGCUUCAGUUUUCUUUCUAGCUUCUACCCACUAGUGGCAAAGGCUAGCAGAGUGGACCAAAUCAGCAAAUCAACCCUGGGGUGCCAUGUUUUGGUAGAUUUCAAGCCCAAAAGGAAGGGGAAUCAGAAGUCCCCAGAAGUGGCUGAGGAAGACAUUUGGGCAGCUCUGCAUUGGACCCAUAAGUUGGUGAGAGUCAGAGCACAAGUACAUGGGGCUUGGGACAGUGACAGACCCCAAUGCCAGACAAACAAGGGACAAGAACAGUUCAAGAAAUAAAGAAAUGCAGAGGCUGAAUUCAAAGGAUAGAUUUAAGAAACAUGUAGGGAAAGGGUGAUGUCUAGAUGGAGACAUGGAUGGAACAUACUAGGAGAACCAAAACUGUGCAGUGUGAAACCCAGAGACAGCUGGAGUGCAGAUCACAAGGCACAGACACAGGGAGACUCUCAGCCAACCAGAGAGAGGGCGGUUCAGCUAUCUCACCCUAAGGGACUGGUGAGUGCAGAACCAAUAGGCAUUAAGACCCUGGCAUUGGGCCUGGAUAGGUGGGAGACCAAGGGGUGUGAUGUCACAUGCCUGUCCUCACUAUCAUGAUAAUGAAGAGCAACAGGUUAGAAAGAACGGCAAGUCCCUUGGGUGCCACAGAUCUCACCCUGAGGGUCCAGAGUCCUCUGAGGACUUUGUAAAGGGUUUGCUCUUUCCUUGCAUCAAUCCUGCACCUUUCUCUUUUCAUUUCUUUCCAUUCCUAGCAAAAAUGCCAACCACCUGGAGCCCAAGGCACUAGAAUGUGGAGAGUCUUGGCCCAUCCUAUCAUUAGGAAAAUAUGAGUGUGUUUGUAUUCCAUCCCUACUGGAGGCUCAUUCUCCCCGACCCCUGACCAUGCUGCUGACUCAAACUAGCAGGGAACAGGGACUUUUCUGUACUAAGGACUCUCCUAGGAAGGCAGCCUUGGAGUCUUAAGAUCUAACCUCCGCUCCUCUUGCUUCUGCAACAUAGCCCCUUCUCUGGGGCUUAGAGGCUCAGAUAGGAUGGAGAUGUCUGUUUGGGGGGUGGGACAGUUACAGGGCAGGGUCCCAGGGCCAGAGCCAGAGUCUGGGUCUACUGGCCUCCCAGAGCAGCAGAGAUGCCCUGGAAAGAGCUAUGGCACUGGAGGCAAGAGACACUGCUGAGUGUGAUGUCUGGGGUCCCACUCCUCAGAGCUUCCUCCUGGUGAUUCAUCCCCUCCCCCCAUGCACUGGUUGUUUUCACUGGGUUCUUUUGUUUCCCCUCCUUUCUCCUGUCCCAGACUGCGGGGGUGGCGGGGGCAGCAGGAGGGGGUUUCGGGUAGCUGGCUGUCUUUCAUGGCUUUGCAAAACCCCAGACUCUCCCUCGCCCACCUGAGUUUUAGCUUCACUAUUUUCUCAGCUCUAGGAUCCCGGUGUAUCAGCAGAAAACUCUCACCAGGGGUUGUUGGGAGGCCCCUUUUUGGACUGGGGUAAUGUCCACCAGGUAGAAAUGGUGGCUCACCACCCAGACCUCUUGCUCCUGCUCCCCUGUGGUGGUGCCUACCACCUUGAUUUCCAGCAUUGCAGAAGCUGGGGGAACCGAGAGUUGAGGAAGGAGGGAGGCUGGUGACAGACUGGGUUACACAGGGGACUCCUGGCUGGAGCUGUGGUCUCAGUGAGGAGAGGAGGGGCCUAAGUCAAGAAGAGAUAUGUCUUCCUGUUUCUCGUCCAUUCAUUUAUUCAUUCAUUUCUGUAAAGAAAGACCUACCAAGAUGUAAGAAACCUAGUCUGCAUCCCAAAGAAACUACGGCCUGAAGGAGUCCCGACUCAGGAGCUCACUUGAGAUGGACAAGUUGUCUCACUUUGGCUGUAGAGAAAUGGGUAACGGCAGGAGGGGGCUGGGUUCACAGAGGAAAAGCUACAGCAGGAGGAAUAUCUCUCCUGGCUUUAAUCCUGUGGGUUUCCUCCCUAAAUUUUUUACUCACCACCUUCCUCUCACAGUUUUCCCCCUGCAGUCAAUAUCCUUAUGCCUAUUCCACUCUCCUUGGUGCCUUUGGGCAUCUCAUCGCCACAUAGCUUAAUGGUUGAGGGCAAUGGCUCCAGAGUUACAGGGACCUGGGUUCCAAUGCCAAAUCUGCCACUUCUACCUGUGUAACCUUAGUCAAACUACCAAGUCUCUAGGCCCUGGUUUUCUCAUCUGUAAAAUUCACAGGGCUGUUGUAAUCAUUAAAAAUGUAUUGUGAAGUCUGGCAAAAAGUAAGAAAUCAGAAAUGAAUUAUGUCCAUAAUUGUUAUUCCUCCUUAUUCAAUAUCUACUGGAGAACAGGAAGAGAGAAGAAGAAAAAAAGGGCCUAGCAUAGACUGACAGGGCUUCAAGAGGAGGUGAGAACCUCAGGGUUCCUCAGUCUAAAUCAUUUUCCCACUGUUCUGGGGUGGUUCUGGGGCUUAGGGGGAGGCGGUGAGAUCCCUUUGAGUUACAACCCCUCCUCUGCUCCUACCACUUCCUCUCUGUGGCAUAGGACACCUGGAGAGACCCAGGGCCAGGCUCUGGAUACAUUCAAAGAGCUCUAUCAAUGAAUCUCACAGCUGUGAGCAGGGUGAGAUUAGAGGAGGCUGGAGGGAGAGGAGGUUUGCCUCUACCGUAUUUCUCCUCAUAUGAGGCUCUGGAGGGGAUGUGUACAGGGAGCCUUCCAUCUCUGAAGCAAUCCAGAGGAAAUUCGUUUUCUUUUUCUAGGCCUACAUCAGAAUGAACUUUUAAAGGUCACACUGAAUGGUAGGGAAGAUGUAAGAAUGAACUUGGUGAACUGGUGGUGUAGCUAGGUGGUAGAGCCUGCACUUAGCUUGCUCAAGGCACUGAAUUCAAAACCUAACACCAAAAAGAAAAAGAGCCAGGGAAGAGAUUGUCAAAUCUAUCUUGGCCCCCUGGGAGGAGCAGCCCUGCACAAAAGCAGGCAGAAGGACUAAAUUCUUGCUAUUCAAAGUACAGGUUGAAGACCUUUAGGCACCAACCUGGACCUCUUAAAAUGCAGAAUCUGAAGCCCCGUCCCCAAUCUUCUGAACAGGGAUCUACAUUCUGUUUGUUCUGUCUUAUGGUGCUGUGGAUGCAACCCAGGGCCUUGUGCAUACUAGGCAAACACUGUUAACACUAAACUACAGUCCCAGGACCUACAUUUUCUUGCUUGGCUUUUUGUAGUUUUGGGGAUCAAACUCAGGGCUUCACUCAUGCUAAACAAGCACUCAACCUCUAAGCUACAAUUCCCAGUCCCCAAGACCUGCAUUUUAAUAAGAUUCCCAGGUGAUCUUGUUUGAGAUGUUGAGAAGCAAAAGAGUAGAGUCAUCCCAUAACUAGACGAUUUAGGGAAGUAGCUGUGCACCCAGGCAUUUCUCUCACCUUUUGAAAGUAUGGGAUUGGAGGGUUUUCUUUCAAUAACCAACAACCUUACCUCUAUCCCUCUUUCCUUGGUAACUUGAGGUGUCUCAUCCUCAUAGAACACAUAGCUUAAGGAGUUAUAGAGACCUAGGUUCAAAUGCAGAUCUGCCACUUCUGCCUGUGUAGUCUUAGUCAAGCCACCAAGUCUCUCUAGACUUCAGUUUUCUCAUCUUCCUCAGAGAAGAGAUAUAGUGCGAGACAAAAUAUCUUCCCAAAGCAAGUGGGUGAGGAAGCAGGCAGAGUUCCGCUGUUGUGGGAGCAGUGGGGCAGAGGCUGGCCUCAAGGCUCCUGACCUUUGCUUGGCUCCAGUUCCUGGCACCGUUAGGCCCUGACAUGCACAAAUUGAAGUGAUCCCUUGCAAAAUCUGUGGGGACAAGUCGUCUGGGAUCCACUACGGGGUUAUCACCUGUGAGGGGUGCAAGGGCUUCUUUCGCCGGAGCCAGCAGUGUAACGUGACCUACUCCUGCACCCGCCAGCAGAACUGCCCCAUCGACCGCACUAGCCGUAACCGAUGCCAGCACUGCCGCCUGCAGAAAUGCCUGGCGCUGGGCAUGUCCCGAGAUGCUGUCAAGUUCGGCCGCAUGUCCAAGAAGCAGAGGGACAGCCUGCAUGCAGAAGUACAGAAACAACUGCAGCAGCAGCAGCAGCAGCAACAGGAGGAACAAGUGACCAAGACCCCUCCAUCAGGGGGCCAUGGAGCAGACACCCUCACCUACACCUUGGGCCUCUCGGAUGGGCAGCUACCUCUGGGCGCCUCACCUGACCUGCCCGAGGCCUCUGCCUGUCCCCCUGGCCUUCUCAGAGCCUCAGGCUCUGGGCUGUCAUAUUCCAACAACUUGGCCAAGGCAGAGCUCAAUGGGGCCUCCUGUCACCUUGCUUAUAGCCCUGAGCGACGCAAGGCUGAAGGCAGAGAGAGCAUUUAUAGCAGGGGCAGCCAGCUUACACCUGGCAGAUGUGGACUUCAUUUUGAGGGACCUAGGCAUCCUGGGCUUGGGGAUCCAGGACAGGGCCUGGAUGGCUAUUGCAGCCCAAGUUUCCGCAGCACCCCAGAGGCACCAUAUGCUUCUCUGACGGAGAUGGAGCACCUGGUACAAAAUGUCUGCAAGUCCUACCGAGAAACGUGUCAGCUGCGGCUGGAGGACCUGCUACGUCAGCGUGCCAACCUCUUUUCUCGGGAGGAGGUGACAAGCUACCAGAGGAAGUCGAUGUGGGAGAUGUGGGAACGCUGUGCCCACCGCCUCACCGAGGCCAUUCAGUAUGUGGUGGAGUUUGCCAAGCGGCUCUCAGGCUUUAUGGAGCUCUGCCAGAAUGACCAGAUCGUACUACUGAAAGCAGGAGCAAUGGAGGUUGUACUGGUCAGGAUGUGCCGGGCCUACAAUGCUGACAACCACACAGUCUUUUUUGAAGGCAAAUACGGUGGCGUGGAGCUGUUCCGAGCCUUGGGCUGCAGUGAGCUCAUCAGCUCCAUCUUUGACUUCUCCCAUUCCCUCAGUGCCUUGCGCUUUUCCGAGGAUGAGAUUGCCCUCUACACGGCCCUUGUUCUUAUCAAUGCCAACCGGCCAGGGCUCCAAGAGAAAAGGAAAGUGGAGCAGCUGCAAUACAAUUUGGAGCUGGCCUUUCAUCAUCAUCUCUGCAAGACUCAUCGCCAAGGCAUCCUGGCAGAGCUGCCACCCAAAGGGAAGCUCCGGAGCCUGUGCAGCCAGCAUGUGGAAAAGCUGCAGAUCUUCCAGCACCUCCACCCCAUCGUGGUCCAAGCUGCAUUCCCUCCACUCUACAAGGAACUCUUCAGCACUGAAAUCGAGUCCCCUGAGGGGCUGUCCAAGUGACCUAGAGGAGGAAUGCCUUUCCUCUCCCUUCAGCCUCCUGGCCCACCUCUCUGGACCCUGUUCCACCCUCAUCCUUUCCCUUCCUAUGCCCUUUGGAAGGUGAUCCCCACCUGUUCUCUGGGAGUGAGCAAAUGCUGAGACUGGUUUUCUGUCUUCAGGCUUGUCUGGCAGUGAGACAAUAGCCAGAGGGUGGGGAUGGAGGAAAACUUCGUUCUGCCUCAUUUCCCAUACCCUCCACCCUGGUUUCUGGAAGGUGUGGGGUGUGUGGGAUAUAAGAACUUCUAGAAGGACCAAGGUGUCCUCCAGAAAACAGGGAAUGAAUCCAGGCACUCUGGAUGAAGAGAAUUCAACUCUGGUCUCAGAAGUUAAGAAUAGGCCUUUGAAAUACCUCAUUGCAUUUCCCUAUGGGCUUCAGCUGGGGGAGAUGGAUCAAGCUCAAGAGACUGGUGGCGAGAACCCAGAAGGAUGUGUUAUAUAUAUCCAUAUAUAACAUGAAUCUGGAUCCUUAGAUUUUCUGCCCUCCUCUCAGUUCAUCAAAGAAGUUGUUGGGUGCUCUGCCCUUUUCCUGGGGUCUAAAAAAAACCUGGAUAUGUGAGAGUAAGGAUAAGAUGUGGGCAAGGGGUCAGGAUAAUUGCUUUAUGGGAUUUGGAUAUGGGGAGAGGGCACAAUGGAGGAGGCCAAGAGUAUCACAGACAGGACUUAGAACUCAAACCUCUCGUGUGCACUUUAAAAAUGGCACAAAUCUGAUCAGAGAUACCCAUCCACAUACAGGUGAAACACAUACCAACUCAACCUGCAGCUCUGCAGUUCUGUGGAGACGUUUCUUCUGACACAAUCUCCUCCUUGAGGUCACUGCUCAGAGAAGCCUGGGGGGCCUCAGGGAAGAGUCCCAAUCCAACAGGACCUCAGAAUAUUUUCACAGUGUUCCAACCCACCAAUCUUAGAUAUGGGGUGUCCAAACUCCAUCCCAGCUACAGCUGUCUUCUAUCACAAGAACCAUCAAGAAAAGCAGACAGGGCUGGACACUGGAUAGUCAGAAGGCCAAGGACAGCCCCUGGGAAGACUUCCUUGGCUCUGGCCUCCAGCCCUACACUGGAAAAGGAAAGUGACACCAUCCCACAGUUCUGUGAUUAGGUGCCACUGACUCCAGCCUGAGGAGCAAACCAGGAACAGGGCAGGGACCUGUUCCUCCCACCAUGAUCUUGCCCUAGAACGUCUCUCAGCUUUAGAAAUGACUGUGGACCCUCUUAGGAGGGAUCAACAGCAGGUGAUAGGGAGAGGGGUGUUUUCCUCUCAAGAGAGAGGGUUAGCUAGGUAAACAUAAACCCCACUAGUGCUAUUCUUUAUAAAAUGAUUUUAAAGGCAAGAGGUGUGUGUAUGUGUGUGUGUGCCAGGGGUAGAGGGAGCCUUGAGUACACCUACAUACAUGCCUGCUGUCUGGUCUCAUCCCUAUGUCCAGUAAGCAAUCCAUCAGUUUCGUAAGGAUUCUGACCCCCUCGCCCCUCGAUUCUCCCCAGACUGAGCAGUCCCCCAGUGAGACUUGUGAGCUGAUCCUCAGGUAUCCACUAAAAGGCCUCAAGUUAAACUCCAUGGAGAUGUUCUAGACUGAGAACUUUCCCACAAAUGAUAGCCAUGGGGCCGUUUAGAUUUAGAGGUUGCACAGAAUUGCCCCACAUCUGGGAGACCAAAAGACAAUCCUCUCAAAGGUGUUGGCCUGAGAGGGGAAUCCAGAUGUCAGAAGGACCUUUCAAGCUUCCUAGCUGCCUCAGUUGCAGCCCCCUCCCCAGUACUGACCUUCCCUCCUUGUUCCCUCCCCUGACUCGUCAUCCUGUAGUGGCGCUUACUGCAGCCUUCCCUCCUUGCUUUAUUUAUUUAUU
This is a messenger RNA of Castor canadensis (American beaver), 9035 nucleotides long. The record is from RefSeq and is a predicted model, not a curated record. Lineage: Eukaryota; Metazoa; Chordata; Mammalia; Rodentia; Castoridae.